AUGCAUACUCAUGGUCCCACCAAGUCAGAGGGUAAUCUGACCCCUCCCCCCGGGUUUGAGGGGGCCAACCAGGGGCUUCCCUGGUGCUUCCUCGGGCAGCUAGCCCGGGCUCUAGUCCCCGGAGUGAAAGGGGACCCCUGGCCCAGGGUAAUGCGCCCCCCUCCCAGGGUACCGGGACCUCAGCCCAAGGAUAUGGGCCCCCCGGCAGCAUGGGUCAGAGCUGCCUCCCCGCCCACGAGAAUGGGCACCCCCAUGGCAGCCAGGGUCAAGGCUGCCCCCCGGCCCAGGAGUACAGACCAAGGAACACAGACCUUCACAACGCCCCCUACCUCCACCCCAAACCCCUCCUCCACACCCUCCAUACCCAUACCCGCGACCAGCAAUCCUCCCCUCCCAAUACCCUCCCCUCUCUCCCUGCCCGCGGCCAGCCAGCUCCCUCGCGCCCUUGCUGACUCGCCGGCCGCCAACUCUGCUGAGCCAUCGACGUGCCCCUCGCCCGGCGCUCCUAGCCAGCAGACCCCCGCCCCUACAGACUCCCCCGCCUCCCCAAAGUCAACUAAGAGCCCUCCUGCCGUGAGACCCAAAACCAACACGCCAAAGAAGACCAAGGUGGAAGCUUCUACACAAGUAACACCUAAACGGAGCUUUAGAAAAAGACAAAACAACAGGAGUAACAAUCAAAGAGAACAUCUCGACCCCAACCGCCACUGGGAGGAAACAGCUCAGCAGCAGGUGCAAGGGCUACCGCCCAACCCGCUGCCCCCCCUCCUCCAGCAGCACCACCAGUCAUCAUUAACAACUAUGCCGAACGAGCAAAAUCCACACAAAUUGAUGAAGACGGUUACACCAAGUUGUCACCCAGACACAAACGAAGAGGAUAUAGAAGAACAUCUAUCCGAAAAGUUUGAAAACAUAAGUGUCAAGGCCCAUAAGACAGUGAUGACACAUGAUUACUACACCAGCUUUACGGUGUCAGUAAGAGGAAAGAACAUCAAACCUGAACUAUUUUUAGACUCUGAUACUUUUCCUGACAAUGUUAAAGUGUUCCUAAACAAAAACAAGUACAAGCGCGAUCAGAAUGUUUGA
Penaeus vannamei (Pacific white shrimp) is the source of this 1086-nucleotide messenger RNA. Lineage: Eukaryota; Metazoa; Arthropoda; Malacostraca; Decapoda; Penaeidae. The record is from RefSeq and is a predicted model, not a curated record.